UAUUCUAAUAGAUGCUAGAAUUGAUUAUUGCCGUUGAAGGAUCAGUAACCCUUUAAAUAGCUACUUUCUUCAUUGACAUCCACGCCAUCAACCAACAACACAUCCUCAUCUCCCUCCUCAAAAUGUUAAGUUCAACAAGCAGCAGAUGAACUUAAUUUACAGUGAACUAGUGGAGAGGAAGAUUAACAUUGUUAUAAGUUGUGACAAUUACUAAUCCUUGUGGCAAGCAAUGGCUAGAGAGCAAUUGGGAGUGCUUAAUGCACUAGAUGUGGCCAAGACUCAAUUGUACCACUUCACAGCAAUUGUGAUUGCUGGAAUGGGAUUUUUCACUGAUGCUUACGAUCUCUUCUGCAUUUCCUUGGUGUCCAAGUUACUCGGUCGUAUUUACUACACCGACCUAACUCACCCAAAACCCGGCACAUUGCCUCCCAAUGUGGCUGCUGCUGUUAACGGUGUGGCUCUAUGUGGCACCUUAGCCGGCCAGCUCUUCUUUGGUUGGCUCGGAGACAAAAUGGGUCGAAAAAAGGUCUAUGGUAUGACCCUUAUUCUCAUGGUUUUAUGCUCCGUUGCGUCAGGUCUUUCGUUUUCGGAUCAUCCAAAGAGUGUGAUCUCCACACUUUGUUUCUUCCGGUUCUGGCUUGGGUUUGGCAUUGGUGGUGACUAUCCCCUCUCAGCCACAAUCAUGUCCGAGUAUGCCAAUAAAAAGACUCGUGGGGCAUUUAUUGCUGCGGUGUUUGCCAUGCAAGGAUUUGGGAUUUUGACUGGUGGGAUUGUGGCUUUGAUUGUGUCAUCCGCGUUUGAUCACGCUUUCAAGGCUCCUGCAUACUCUGUGGACAGACGUGCUUCUCUUGCACCUCAAGCCGACUUUGUCUGGCGUAUCAUUCUAAUGGUUGGCGCCCUUCCUGCUCUUUUAACUUACUACUGGCGUAUGAAAAUGCCUGAGACAGCUCGUUACACAGCCCUCGUAGCGAAAAAUGCUAAGCAGGCUGCCACAGACAUGUCUAAGGUUCUCCAAGUUCAGCUUGAAGCUGAAGAUGAGAAACUAGAGAAGAUUACUGAAGAGAAGUCCAAUAGCUUUGGCUUGUUCACCAAGCAAUUCGCUGCUCGCCACGGUCUUCACUUGCUUGGCACCACUUCUACUUGGUUCUUGCUAGACAUUGCCUUCUACAGCCAAAAUCUGUUCCAAAAAGACAUCUUUAGCGCAAUUGGGUGGAUCCCGAAAGCAGAGAGCAUGAAUGCAAUCCAUGAGGUGUACAGAAUUGCAAGAGCACAAACCCUAAUAGCUAUGUGCAGCACUGUCCCUGGAUACUGGUUCACUGUUGCAUUCAUUGAUUACAUGGGCAGAUUUGCAAUCCAACUGAUGGGAUUCUUCUUCAUGACUGUGUUCAUGUUUGCUUUGGCAAUUCCUUACCACCACUGGACCCUAAAGGGCAACCAUAUUGGGUUCGUUGUGAUUUACUCAUUCACCUUUUUCUUUGCCAAUUUCGGACCCAAUGCCACCACAUUUGUUGUACCCGCUGAGAUUUUCCCUGCGCGUUUGAGGUCUACAUGUCAUGGAAUAUCAGCUGCAGCCGGGAAGGCUGGAGCAAUCGUUGGGGCGUUUGGGUUUUUGUAUGCAGCACAAGACAAGAAUCCUACAAAGACUGAUGCAGGCUACCCACCUGGCAUUGGUGUGAAGAAUUCUCUAAUUAUGCUUGGUGUGAUCAACUUUUUCGGCAUGGUUUUUACAUUCUUGGUGCCGGAAUCCAAGGGAAAAUCACUUGAGGAGUUGACAGGUGAGAAUGAAGAAGAAGACGAGGCCCCAGAGCAGCAGGCAGCUUCUGCUAGAACCGUUCCAGUUUGAUGUAAUUUUACAAUGGGUUUUAUUUCAUUUGCGAAGCAAUAAUAAAAAUGAAGUUGAUAUAUGUUUGCUUUUGGUUUGUGUAAUUGAAGUAGAAGCAAUUACAACUUGUUUUGAAAUCCUUUUGGUUGUGCAUGUAAUAUACCAUUUUUCUUCGUCUUUGUUUUGAAAUAUAUUUCCACCCUUCUUAACUUUAAUGGCUA
Malus domestica (apple) is the source of this 2043-nucleotide messenger RNA. Its product is annotated as probable inorganic phosphate transporter 1-3. The record is from RefSeq and is a predicted model, not a curated record. Gene Ontology annotation, cellular component: membrane. Gene Ontology annotation, molecular function: phosphate transmembrane transporter activity. Gene Ontology annotation, biological process: phosphate ion transport; transmembrane transport. NCBI's taxonomy places the organism in Eukaryota, Viridiplantae, Streptophyta, Magnoliopsida, Rosales, Rosaceae.